Messenger RNA from Aphis gossypii (cotton aphid), 3234 nucleotides. Its product is annotated as PAX-interacting protein 1-like. Bases 452 to 2647 code for a protein of 731 amino acids. NCBI's taxonomy places the organism in Eukaryota, Metazoa, Arthropoda, Insecta, Hemiptera, Aphididae. Gene Ontology annotation, cellular component: MLL3/4 complex. The record is from RefSeq and is a predicted model, not a curated record. The transcript is spliced from 16 exons.
UAAAUAGUAAAUAGUAAAUACUAGAUAGUAUUAGUACUAUGAUGCUACUAGUUACUCCAGAGUGCAGAGUGCAGAUUAUUAGUUACUAUAGUGGUUGCCGUCCAUCCAGCAUCCAGAACUGAUAAUGAAUAAUAUUCUGUUGCAUUCGACCGUUUUUCGUCUAAACCUCGAUGACAAUUAGUUUUAUACUGUAAUGGUAUAAAAAUCUACGACUUGAUGUUUUGAAACGUGAAAAAGUUAUAAAUUAAGUACUACUAUAUUAUAACAUACAUUUAUAUAUUUGUUGUGUGUUAAAUCACAUCGAUUGGUAUUUGAUAGUACCUAUCGGCUAUCAUAGUGCUGGUAGUUGGAUACGUCCAACUUGGACCCUUACCACUUACUGCAGGACUGGACAUUUUCAAUACUCAAGACAAAAUCAUCAUCAAGAGGAGAAUACACUUUUAAAAGAAAAAUGUUUUCUUGUUCAAUUUGUGAUGAGGCAUUUGUUGGAAUUCACCAGGACUCUACUUUUACAACACUGUGUGGCCAUGUCUUUCAUCAUCAUUGUCUUAUGAAUUGGUUAGAAAGAUCAGAGACUUGUCCACAUUGUCGUGCACAAGUAUCAAUGAAUACAUUAGUUAAAUUGUUUUUACAAGUUGAUCCUCAUGCUCGAGUAUCGUGGGAUAGAAAAACUGACGAAGAAAUAGAAACACUUAAGGGGCAAAUAAAAACUUUAAAAUGUAAACAAUCCCAAAAUUCUAAUACUAUCUAUAGUCUGGAAUGUCAACUAAAAUCUAGAAAUAAUGCUUUAAAAAGUACCAAAGAAUAUAUUGAUACACUUAAAAGUCAAUUCGAAAGGCAAAAAAAGGAAAACAUUGCAAUUAAUGCUAAUCUAAAACUAUUAAAAGAAAAAUUAAAUGCAUCAGAAACUGAAAAAAAGAAAUUUGAAUUAAAAUUGCUAGAACAAACAACAGAAGUUCAAUCAUUAACAAAAAAUCUUUAUGAUUUACAAUCACAAAAUUCAGUAAUAAUUGAUAAAUUAAAAUCUGAAAUAGCUAAAUUAAAAUCAGAAAAAGCAUAUUUUCAAAAAAGAUGUCAUAAUACAGAAAAUAUAAAUAUUGAACAACCAUGUACAUCAAAGAUGUGUAUUGAAAAUGAAAAUGCAAUACCACUUCAAAAUCAAACUAAAAAAUUAUAUUAUGGGCAUGAUCCUCAGUUACACUUAACUGCCCAACAAUUUUUAUUAGGAUGUGUAUUUUUAAUUGUUGAACUCCAAGUUGAGCAUGAAGGUAAUUUAUGCAAUGACAUAAAAAUGUCUAAAAUUGAUAUUAUUGCACAUGGUGGAUCAGUUGAUCAGAUAUAUUCAACUCGCAUUACACAUGUAAUGUGUAUAACUCAAAAACAUCAUAUAGUUGAACAAGCUAUUAAAGAUGGCAAAAGAUGCGUGACUGAUUUCUGGCUCAGAGAUGUCAUUGCUAGAAAACAUAUGAUUCCACCUUGGUUAGCUCAUCAUUUUCCACUACCAUACAGUAUAAAUCAAAAUUUGCCAUGUCAAGAUUUAAACAUUUAUAUUGCUAAUUUUAGUAUAAAUGAAUAUUAUAGAAUUAAAUCAAUGAUUGAACUAGUUGGCGGUCGUGUUAUUGAUGAAGUUACCAAAGCUGAUAUUAUAGUUAGCAUGAAAUUAGAAGGUGAAUUAGCAGAAAGUUCUUUUAUAAACAGAGUGGUUAAUGUUCAAUGGAUAAAUGAUAUAAUUUUUGGGGAAAAACUCAGUUUAAAAAAAUCAGGAUAUUCACAAUAUCAACAAUUUGAUUUAAGUGAUCCAUUUUUAGUAAAUUAUGACAUGGUACCUCACUUAAUGGAGGCUUGGAAAUUUCCUCUAAGUUUUUAUAGCGCUCAAAAAUUUGAUGAUUAUUCUGUAAGUCCAGAUAGUUCUACAAAAUUUAAAAGACAAAAAACUCUAUCUAAAACUCCAGAAUUGAUCAAUUUAGUUGAUGAUGACAAUGACAAUGAUGUAGUCAUUACUUAUAUAAAAACCGUACCAAAAUCAAAACCAAGUGUUUUGUUUUCUGGUUUUUCAACGGAUGAUAGAGAAAUACUUAAAAUGAUAUUGUAUUUACUUGGUGGUAAACUUGCAAGUCGCCAAUUUGAUCCAACUCAUUUAGUCUUAAAUAAACCUAAAGUUUCAUUAGAUUUUUUUAUUUGUCUUCCAACUGUUAAAUAUGUUGUCAAUGCAAAUUGGUUAAAAGAUUCACAUUCCAAUUUGGAACUUCAAGAUGAAAAACAAUAUUUAAUAGAACAUUUGCAAGAUAAAAAUAUGGGGUUAUGUCAUGUACCCACUAUUCUUAGACAAUAUAGAUGUCAAAAACUAUUUAGAUUUAUAUCAUUCUUUAUUACUCCUGGAAUUACUUACCCACCUAUUCAUCACUUGGAGAAAAUCAUAUCUUCUGCUGGUGGUGUACUUGAAAAAACCAGAAGAUCUUUGGAGUCAAUCAAAGAAACACCAGCCCUUUCCUAUUUUAUAAUCUCAUCCCCGGAAGAACACAAAUUAUAUGAUGACUUAUCGCAUAUUCCUAAUGUUGUCUAUUUACCUGAAUUUAUAACAUGUUCACUCCUGGAGCAGAAAGUCCUAAUAAACAGGUUUAAAAUAGAAAUGACUGCUCAAAACUAAAUAUUUAUUAUUUUUACUGUGUAUUAUAUUUAUACAAUAAGUGUUUUAUUUAAAUGCACUGAAAUUGAUAAUAUUUGAGAAUAAAACAUGUGUACUGAUUUUUGUUGUUUUUAAAUAAUUACUAAGUAUUCAUGAUCAAUGUAUACAAUGUAAUUGUAACCAGACUGCUACUAUUGUUUAAAUUUAUUAAGUUAUAAGUUGUAAUAUUGUAAAAGACGUUAAAAAAUGUAUAAAUAUUAUUCAACUGACUCAUGAAAUCUUGUAUGUGUUAAACAGAUAAAUAACAAAUAAUUCUUAUAUUAUAUUUUAAGGUACUUAAUGUCUUCUAUACUACGGUCACUCUAAGAACGCUACUCGUUUGCGCAUCCAAACAGGUGGGCGGAGACAGAGCGGCACACAUUGAAGGCGGCCAGCGUUUGGGAAGGUUUAGUGGUGAGAAUGCGCUAGAUCAUACAUAUUUUAGUCGCCGCCCAGUAGCGUUCUUAGGAUGACUGUAGUAUAAUAUUAACAUCAACAAUUUAAACUGAUGUAACAUUAUUUUAUUUAACUUACUGAAAUAUACAUAAUAUACAACAUAUAGAAGUUUA